UAGGGACUUUGGGGGGGACUAGGACAGGCAUGGGAACAGGAUAAUUUUUCAUCUGCGCUGCGCCUUGCCGUUUUCUUUAACGUUUGGAGAAAAUCCUACUUUCUGUGCAACAUGUAUUGGAUUGGCGUGGAAAGUUGAACAUGCUCACAACAUUUCCUCACUGACGAGCACAGAUAUUUCAGAAUGUGUGCUACAAAGAUCUUGCAGCAGAAAUCGUGUUAGUUCCAUCAUUACAGUGAAAGUGGCACCGUACAGCAAAACGUGUCGCGUGGCAAACGCUGGUGGUCUCGAGGUGGGAAACCACGGAAAAGUCCGAACGCUGAAAGCAUGGAUGAAAACAUCGACGAUAACGACACCGCAAGUAGUUCGACGCCUAUGACCAACGAGUCAUCCGAUUCUCUAGAUGGCCUAAGUUACUCGUGGGAUCCAUACGCCCAUGAGCAUGAAAUACCAUCGCCCCAAUGCUUGCUCAGGACAAAGCGGGAUAUUGUUGACAUCCAUGCAGAACCACCUCCUGGUGUAAUCAUUGUCCCAGAUGAAAAAAACAUUACCAGGAUUCAUGCUCUAGUCACUGGCCCUUUUGAAACCCCGUAUGAAGGUGGUUUCUUCUACUUCCUACUGCAGUGUCCUCCUGACUACCCGAUUCAGCCACCACGAGUGCGGCUCAUGACCACUGGCUAUGGAAGCGUCCGCUUCAAUCCCAAUCUUUACCGUAAUGGCAAGGUGUGCUUAAGCAUCCUGGGUACGUGGGCAGGCCCUGCUUGGAGUCCGGCACAAAGCCUUGCCAGUGUACUCAUCUCCAUCCAGUCACUGAUGAAUGAUCGCCCGUACCACAACGAGCCAGGAUAUGAGAAGGAAAAGAGUCCCGGCGAUGCGGACCGCUACAACGAGAUUAUUCGCCAUGAAACGAUUCGUGUGGCCGUAUGUGACAUGGUAGAGUCGUGUCUUACCGACGUGUUUGGACCCCCUGCGCUCAGGGAAACCAUUGAAAAAGCAUUUCCAGACUACUUUGAGUACUACGAGACAGUGGUGAAGAACAAGCUCCACUUAUCAGGCUUGGCCAUGUGUGACCCCUUUGGGGAGCAUCGAGGCGUGUUCCAGUACUCAACACUCCUCACGAGGCUUCGCACUCUGAGGGAUCGUCUCAAAGAAAAGACACUGAAGUGCGCAAGCUCUUGAAUUUGUACAGUUCGAUGCCUCCGUUCUUUGCUUGGUGGUUCGCUUAAGAGGACUUGGGAAAAGGACAAGAGCUACGUGUGUGUACAAACAUGGUGCUUGGUAGUCUCGACAAAGGAAUUGGAGCUGCUGCUAAAAGUAUUAGCAGAGAACAUGCCAACGUUUCAUUUUAAUCCUAAGGCGCUACGGCAAGUCGCAGACUGUGGAAUUGUACAGCGAUAUUUCUUUUCACCUUAAACGGCAGCUUGACAUGUUUCUUCAAAAUGUCAGUUUCUUGUACUGUGUGUUCUCAUCCAUUGAUUCUGGACAGCAUGACUCUUGCAAGGGCAGUUCAAGAGAAAAUAGCUGCAAUGAGCACAAGGUAUAGCCUUAGCUCUUUACAGCUAGAGGUUCCAACAGGCCUGCAUUGCUAUUCUUGUCAGUUUGAGGACCAUUUUACACCAUCUGUUGUGCAGGAGUGCUGCUGUCCACCAGUAGAGCUAAUUAAAGUAAUGAAGUGUAGAAAAUGAAGCAAGCAGUGAAGCAGUACAGCUAUGGAUCAGCAUGUGAAAACUUUGUAAAUUUAAUGUAACAGCAAGUAAACCUUUCAGCAACACACUGCUACAAUUUUUAUUUUCUCCAUCAAUAGUGCUGGUGUCCCGUGCGCAAAAUGAUUGAAAGUACGCUGUAGCAACGAUCAGCUUGUACUUAAACCAAGGAAAACCAGGAAUGUUCAUGGUGCAAUAUGUUUAUACCACAUAUGUGUAGCAGCGAAACAGAGUUGCAAAAAUCUGCUGCCACAAUAAACAUUUAAAAAUGUA
Molecule: messenger RNA, 1976 nt
Organism: Ornithodoros turicata
Lineage: Eukaryota; Metazoa; Arthropoda; Arachnida; Ixodida; Argasidae
Product: ubiquitin-conjugating enzyme E2 Z-like
Exons: 7
Coding region: 328-1179 (283 amino acids)
Source: RefSeq, a predicted model, not a curated record